UUUGCUACCCAAAUUUGAGGCAGGCUGUGCUGCUUGCAACCAGCAGCUAGCUGGAGACAAAAGCUAAUAACAAUAACAACAAAUAUCAAAUUUGUGAUGUGUGUCUAACUGUGUGUGUGUGCGUGUGUGCCUGUGUGUGUGUAUAUAGUGCAAUACUCGAGUGCUAUUGUUUGCAGCUACUGUUGCGGCAAUUGCAACUGUAAACAAGCAUCGCCCGCCCGCUACUUUGGUGCCACAUAUUGGGCAACUGCAACUGCAACUGCAACUGCAGUCAACAAGUCCCCGUUGUUGGGCCAAGCCAGGCAAAACUGACACGAAACGUUUUCCUUUCUUUUCGUGGUGUGGCACAAAAUUUAUUUAUUAAAAACAAUUUAAACGCUUUUUAAGUUUUUUAACGAGCACUGCGCGCGUUUACUGUCGCGCCCGCGUUUUUUUAGCGGUUUCUUUAUUGUUGCCUUGCCGUAUUGAUUGGAAAGUCGCUUUUGUUUACGCUUUGUCAAAAGGUCAUAAGCAAUACAACAGCAAACAACAGCAACAGCAAACAUAGGCAACAGCAAGCAACAGGCGGUUGCUUAGCAACAUUAUUUUUUACUGGCAACAUAUUUAGCUAGCGUUAGCAACAUGUUGCCAAGGCUCACAUUCGCUGUGCUCAUCGUCUUUUGUGGAUAUUUACUGUUUACGGAUUGCCGCGAAACGGAACGUUCGAAGCGCACCAAACGCCCACGCGCGCCGGAGCCCGCCGUUAACUUUGAGCCGGAGCCGCAGCAGGAUCUGGAGAACGAGGAGAGCGGCAGCCAGGAAAAGGAUCUGCCCGAAAUACCCGAUAAUUUUCUGAGUCCAUCAGUGCGCGAAUAUCUGGAGCUGGGCAAAUCAAUACCGGGUCGACCCGGCGUAGACUAUCCCAUACUCUCGGCCAUACCCUAUACGAACUUCUACUGCGACGAACAGUCCUAUCCGGGCUUCUUCGCGGACAUGGAAACCAGAUGCCAGGGUUGGCACUAUUGCGACAUUGAUGGACGUCAGGCCUCGUUUCUGUGCCCCAAUGGCACUCAGUUCUCGCAGGCGGUCUUCGUCUGCGAUUGGUGGUUCAAUGUACGCUGUGAUCUCUCGCCCCGGCUCUAUGCGAUCAAUGCGCGCCUCUAUCAGCGCCCCAAGGUGAACCCAACUCGACCACAUCGCAUCAUCACCAAGCAGCUGGUCGAAGAUAUAUUCACUUGAGCAGCUCGAACAGAUCUUUUCGUAUAUAGACUUUAAAAAUAGUUUGUCAGCAACUAUUAGUGCUUAGAUUUUGUGUUUAUGCCACGAACAUGCUUGUGUCUAUCAUGAUUUAUAAAUGGUUCUCAAUUAGAUUUCGACCGCAUUUAGUUUACUUUUCAGGCGUCAAAGUGUGCUGCAAAUUUAUGCUCCUAAAACACGCUAACUUUUUUUAUU
Molecule: messenger RNA, 1431 nt
Organism: Drosophila hydei
Lineage: Eukaryota; Metazoa; Arthropoda; Insecta; Diptera; Drosophilidae
Exons: 4
Coding region: 622-1218 (198 amino acids)
Cellular component (GO): extracellular region
Molecular function (GO): chitin binding
Source: RefSeq, a predicted model, not a curated record